AAACUAUAAAACCUAUAAUCUUUAUGAUAUGCUCCUUUCUCUACCUUAUUAUGAGAUAAGGGCUUAUUUAUUUAUUUACUUAUUUAUAUCCUACUAGGUUGUACCGCACUGAAGGCGUCACGUAGAUCGUUUUUUUUCUGCACACACAUUUCUGCAUCGUGAAGAAUAUGUGUAGAAGUUUAAUUAUCCGACUUCGCGGGGACUUCACCGCCAGAUGGUGCACUUUAUAAUCUAUAACGCUGCAAGGAUAAUUCACAAGAAUGAAAUAUUUUCCUGAUAUGAAAAUGGCAAACUUUGUGUUCAAUUAAUCACCAUCUCUGAGACGUUUCUGAUUAAAACAGCGGAACUUGCGUGAGUGAAUAUCGCUUGUAGACGGUGAGGAUUCAGCCCGUGCUGCGGAUGGCCGUCCGUGCAGCCCCUGCCUGUGUGCAGGCUGCACCGGCUGCACGCCCAGAUCACUCUCCACUAGGAACGGCGAGGCAGAGCAGCAGCUGGUCUUCGACAUGGCUAAAGAAGGAGCAGACAUGACAGAGGAAACCGAGUACAUGAUAGACAAAAAUGUUAAGAAAGAAAUAGACAACGUGGAGACGUCUGGCAAUGCCAAAGAAAUGCGAGCGGUGAUGUUGGCAGGUUUCGGAGGUCUUAACAAACUCAGGGUGACCAAGAAGGCAAUGCCCGAACCUCAGGAUGGUGAAGUGAAGAUCCGCGUCAAAACAUGUGGCCUGAAUUUCCUGGAUCUGAUGGUACGUCAGGGGACUAUUGAUAAUCCUCCCAAACCCCCUCUUGUCCCCGGAUUUGAAUGCUCUGGAAUAGUAGAGUCAGUGGGUGAAAACACAAAGGGAUUUGAGAUAGGCGACAGAGUUAUGGCUUUUGUGAAUUACAACGCCUGGGCGGAGGUGGUUUGUGCACCCGUGGAUUUCGUCUACAAGAUGCCAGAUGAAAUGACGUUUGCUGAGGCAGCAGCGUUCUCCCUGAACUUUGUGGCUGCCUACAUGAUGCUCUUUGAGGUUGCCAAUCUGCGAGAGGGGAUGUCGGUGUUGGUCCACUCAGCAGGAGGUGGCGUGGGUCAGGCUGUGGCUCAACUGUGCUCCACUGUGCCUAAUGUCACUGUGUUUGGGAUCUCCUCGUGUUUCAAACACGCAGCCAUUAGAGACUCCGUGGCUCACCUCUUUGACAGAAAUGUUGACUACAUCCAGGAAGUCAAAAAGAUUACUCCAGAGGGAGUAGACAUUGUGCUUGACUGCCUGUGUGGGGAGAACACAGGCAAAGGCCUGAGUCUGCUGAAGCCUCUGGGAACUUACAUCCUCUAUGGCGCGUCAAACAUGGUAACUGGGGAAACAAAGAGUUUCUUCAGCUUUGCAAAAUCUUGGUGGCAAGUGGAGAAGGUGAACCCUAUUAAGCUAUACGAAGAGAACAAAGUCAUAGCUGGGUUUUCGCUCCUCAACCUCCUCUUCAAACAAGGGAGAUGUGGCCUCGUGAAAUCAGUGAUGGACAAGCUCUUGUGUCUGUAUGAACAAAAGAAGAUCAAGCCUGUCGUCGACUCCCUCUGGGCACUGGAGGAGGUAAAAGAGGCAAUGCAGAGAAUUCAUGACAGAGGCAACAUAGGAAAACUCAUUUUGGAUGUUGAGAAGUCUCCCACCCCUCUGAUGGCCAGCGACAGCACGGAGACCAGUGAAGCAGGAGAGGAAGAAGAGGAGCCCGAGGGAGACAACGACAGCAAGGAGCGGAUGCCUUUUAUCCAUUAGACCCAACAAAAAACCCACUGCAAAACACCUAAAGACACUGGAGAGGCAGCACAAUUUCACCAGAGGAACACAACCUCACUUGUGUGUGUUUGUGUGCAUGUGCUGUAUGCAUGAAUGUAUGUAUGUGCAGUAUACUUUUGUGCCUCUUGUCUGUUUCCUAUUAUGUGUCAGUUGAUUAGUUGAAGCAACGGAUAAAUAAAGAAAAACAACCUGUUUUUCACCCAGGCCACAAAUGCAAGAGCCAUUUGAAUACAGUGCUAUAUUAUAUGCUGUACUAUGAAGUAAUUACAUGCUAGCCAAUAGUAUGAAUAGGUUUGUGUUCACUUUAUAUUUAAUGCAUCUGCCAGUGGUUUAUUAAAUUAACAGCAAACUGUAGAAGCAUUUAAACCUGCUGACCUGUUAUUGUCAUUUUAUGAUUAGCGCCCAUGAAGUAGAUUAAGUAAAGCGCAUAAGUAUCAAAUAGUAACAAGCUAACACAUCUAAAUAUUUCACAACACAGGACGAAAAGCCUUUUUUUGUGUCCAGCUGUGACAAUUACGAGUAAACAGCUGAAGUAGGUUUCAGAAAGUGACCCCAGUGUUUUAAUAGGCUCUGACCAAGAGAGUGCAUCCCUUUCUCGUGUUAAGUAAUAUGUAAGCCAGGAGAGGCAGAAAAGUCUGAGUGUAGAUAUUUGCAUGACAUUUUAUGCUAAUGUGCCAACCUUAUAUUAUGGGAUCACUAGUGCCUUUGAGCUACAAAUGAGUGUUAAAUACUUGAAAUAUAUUCCUUAUGUGCAGUUCACAUUGAACAAAAAAAAAAGGUAUUUUUAAGUGGAAAAUGAAGUGUAAUUAAAAAAAUAAAAACUUCCUCGUUGGAUUGCGUAACAAGAGGGAUUUGGACUUAUUUUUCCCACAGAACUGUAUAUUCAGAACUUACAUACAUGUUACAUGUGUAACACUGCAACUUUAUUGUUUCCAAUCAGAAAUAGCUUGGGACAGUUUUGUAAACACUCAAAUAGAACAGGACAAAUUUAAAUUUAUAUCUGCGUCAAAAUCCUGUUUGUUUUUUUUCUUGAGCAUUAAGAAGUUAGUCAGACUCAGACUACAGUCUAAGGUUUUUAGUGUUUCUGCUUUGCUUGUCUGACCAAAGUUGUUUACUUGCUGGUGCCUCACAACAAAAGUGCCAUAAAACAUAAAUGAUGAAGUAUUUUUUACAGUGAGCUGGUGUAUAAGGCUGAUUUAGUUUUGAGGAACACUGUGUAUUAAUUUAGUUAAGUAUAGCAAUCUCUGCUUUUACUCCACAUCAAAUACACCCACCUACUCUGAUAACAGAUCUGUUUUUAUUUUUCAAAGCAGAACAAAUUUGCAGAAUAUUUAAAGUUCUCUAAUUACACCACCUUGCUUAUUCAGUGUGUUUGUACUGGCUAGUUGUCUGAAUUCUUUAUCACUUUGGGCUCAUCUACAAAAACAAUAUGAGAAGUUAGUGUUUUGUCAUUGAAAAAGUAUAAAUCAGUAAAUGUGUAACUUAAAAGCUAAGAGUACUGCAUGCUUUGAAUGUGAGUGAUAAACAGUGGAGAGAUGUUUAAUGGGUUUACUAAAGUGAUAAGAUAAUUUAAUUUCUAGACUUGAAAAUUAGGAUGUUUAGACAAUUUAGGGGAAGAAAAACAUCUAAAUUUCAAUGCCUUUAGUGUCUGUUAGUGUCUGUGUGUGAGAGAGAUUUUUUGAGUAUGUGUAUUCAUAUUGCCUUGUGAAAAAAAGUGUAAUUUGUUGUUCAGCAUUGUAGUAUGUUCACAAAAUUCCUCAAACUAUGGUUUACCUGUGAUAUAUUUUUGCCACAUUUUUGUUGUGUACCUUCUUUGAGUACAGCUCUGUUUACUUGAAUAAAUUU
Molecule: messenger RNA, 3611 nt
Organism: Archocentrus centrarchus (flier cichlid)
Lineage: Eukaryota; Metazoa; Chordata; Actinopteri; Cichliformes; Cichlidae
Gene: vat1l
Product: vesicle amine transport 1-like
Exons: 9
Coding region: 504-1745 (413 amino acids)
Molecular function (GO): zinc ion binding; oxidoreductase activity
Source: RefSeq, a predicted model, not a curated record